AAAGUUCACGAAUUCUAUCGGUUUUACGUCCCGGAAAAAUCAAUUACGACAAAUCGAAAUUCCCAAUAAACCAGACCAAAAAUUCCGCCUCGAUUUAACCGUGGAGAUUUUCCAACUCCUCGGUGUACUUUGAUUCCAUGGCUCUGUCGUGCGACCAAAAUUCGUUGUCACCCGGAGCAGGUGUAGAAAAAUUCGUGCGCAAUCAUUAAACUAAAGUAAAGCGCGCACGAUAUAACGUUCGAUAACAACGUGACCAAUUGUUCAAACAUCAGAUAAUUCGAGAGAGAGAGAGAGAGAGAGAGAGAGGCCGAGCGAAACAGCGGGAGAUAUCGAGUCUGUAUAGCGCAAACAGAAAGAAUCUGGUGCAAUGGCGGGCUAUCGGCUUAUCAGAAGCAUUAAAGACGGAGAGGGAGCUACUCGGGCCGGAGAUAUCUGUCGGUGGAACGUGGAUGAAGAAAUAGCGCGAUUCAGUGUGCGCUAAGAAUUCGGAGGGAGCGCGUUGUUGGUGGUUUCGGUGAUCGAGGAACGAUGUUGAAAUACCAUCGACUGAUUCCCCGGGUCAGGUUACGAGGAGCGCGCUUAAUUCGAGUGUAUACAAAGUCGACAGUGGUUUUCUAUUCGUUCGUAGUAGUCUGUUUUCUCAUGUUUAUCUCGCUUAGAACACGGAGACUCUCAAAGCUGAAAGACCUCGCGGAGGUUAAGUUCGAGGAGCUGAAUUUGGAACUGAGCAGGCUACCGAGACCAGCGGAAGCGGAAGACUCUUGGAAGAGGCCGCGCAUCGAAGACACCGCGAUACUUUCGGCUUAUUUGGAGACUCGGCCCGAGGUCGUUCUCGAAGAGGACUCGAGUCUGCAGCGUGACAACCACGCCUGGGCAAUGAUCAGGAUCAUCGGCAUAAUACCGACGAGAUUGGAAAAGUCUCGGUUGUAUUGCUACCACAGAUACAGGUACAAAGAGAGUUGGGAGAGGAAGGAUGUUGUGUUCGAGGAGAAAUCGAUCGGCACGCGAUUGGCAGCGUACAAGGAAAAUUUUGGAAUGGCCAACUGCGCGGCGCACAUUCUCUGCGAAUUGCCAGGACGCCUGAACAGGAGCGAGCGGAUUCGCCUGCCGUACGAGGUGACGGUAACUUUGGAGGCCGUGGAAAACGCGAGGGAUCUGAGGGACCGAGAAUUCGUCGUCGUGCGUUAUCCGAAUAACGGUUGGAAAGAUGUGAGCGAUGAGAGCAGGCCGAGGGAGGACGGCGUGGCCGUUUGCGUUCAACCGCUUCAUCACCGGUUCGGCGACGACCUCGAUCUGGUCGCGUUCGUCGAAUUUUAUCGGGGCAUGGGGGUCAGCAGAUUCACUUUUUACAGGGACUCGGUGAGCCCUCGGGUGAACAAGGUCCUCGAGCACUACGUCGGUGAGGGAAUAGUGACGAUGAUCGAUUGGAAGCUGCCAGAUUUUUAUGCUUUCGAGAGGAAUCUCCGGGUCGACGGUAUUUUCGCGGCCCUCAAUGACUGUCUUUACAGAAGUACUUUCCACGCUGGUUAUCGAUACGUUGCGGGGGUCGACGUCGACGAGUACAUAGUGCCGAAGGAGCACGAUAAUUUUCAACAAAUGAUGGAGCACUUGAAUCCCCGGGGCAACGAUGAGCAAAUUGGCGCGUGGAUAUUUCGAAACGUUUUUUUUUACCUCAUGCACCCGGACGACACGAGCACUCUAGCGCCAAAUCUUCCGAGACUGAAACUCCACGUGAAAACGUGGCGCUGGCGAAAGACGAAUUCUGCAUGGGAUCGGAGCAAAUUUAUCGUCCAAGGACGCGACAUCAUUGAUUUGGGCAAUCAUCGCGUGUGGUUGACCAAACGAAGCUGGUCGAUUUUCGGGAGACGCUACCGGGAAGUCACCGUUGAACCCAAAAUAGCGAGCUCUCAUCACUACAGAAAGUGCGAAACAAAGAUCGAAACCUGUUGGCAAAGAAGUACAGAAAUCGACAGAACGGCGCAUCGAUUUACGGCUCGAGUCGCCCAAAGGGUCAGCGAUGUUUUGAGAAUCGUUUUUCCGGACGAAGCAUCUCGCCCGGGAUACAACACUAGCUUACCUUGACGAUAGAUGGGGAAUUCGCCGUCGCUGUGACUGUGCCUCAACAUUCUCGCGGAGUAGAAACGCCGCCACGAGCCUCGUUUCCGGUCCCUCGUCGAGUUUCCGGCAACGAGGAUCGCCUCGUCUCUCGCGAGGCUCAAUAGACUCGCCACCUCUUCGAAUCUCAGCUCGGCCACUUUACAACUCUCCUCCACUUUCGUAUGCUGGCCCAAAAGAGACGCCUCGACGAUCUCCUGCCUCCGGUGUUUGUCCAAUCGAUUCGAACAGCUUCUUCCGGAAUACAGCCUCGAGGCUCCGUGUGUCUUCUUGGCUUAUUCACCCAUCGGCGCUGCGGAGCGGCUAACGGUCAGUCUAUAUUUCAACGUGUCCAAACGCACAGUCGGAAUAUUCUGUUGAUUGGCAAACUCGUCCUUCCAUCGAUACGACGAGAUAUCCACGGAUCGAGCGAGCAAAGAAACUCUUCGGGGCGCUUCUUCUACCGAUUUUCAUCUCGAAUGGUCGUACUAAUAAAAGCUUUAAAGCUCCUUAAAACAGAGGAGUUAUGAAAGAUUAGUGAAUCGUGAAAAGACUUGAAACGGCGACGCACAAACUGUUAUACGAAGAUUAAACGAACAGGCGUCGUCGAGAGAAAAGAGAACGAGAGGACGACGAUCGUCCGGGACGGCUUCGAAGCGAACACUGCUACGACGAUAGUUGACGCGGAGGGCGAGAGAAAGAGCCCACGGAGGGAGAGAGAGAGAAAGUGCGAGGUUGCGGUACGAGAGCAAACGGCGCAAGCUUGGCCGAAAAGCGAGCUGUGGAACCACAUCAUCCUAUUUUGUCUCGCGACUACACCCACGACCUAUCCUCCGGAAAAACCUAUUGGGAGAGAGGCCACGACGGUGCAUGCUUCUUCACCUGCGCAGGGAGAACGGAAAGUAGAAUAUCGCCUCUGUAACUAUCUCCUCUCGUGAGCCACGACACGAGCUCUUCUCGAUAAGCUGAGCUGCUCUAUCCUCCAAACGACUCUCGCCUCGCUGGACCAACCGAGGAAGCGAGAGAAAGAGAGAGAGAAAGCAAAGGGACAAGGACGAGUUUGCGAGUGUGGCGCUCGUGACUCGGCUAGGGGGUCAAGGCCGAAUCACGAGAUCUUUCUCUUCGGUGCGAGGGUACGGACGAUCGAUCACCAACCUCACCGUUGCGUAGCCGACUGUCGUUAAUACCGAUCUCCACUUUUUCCGUUAACAAUCACAUUCGCUCUUUGAUUUACUGCCGGUUGGUGUUUUACGACGCGGAUCAAGAACCUCGGUAGAGAAUCGACGGUGAGCAUUGUAAAAUCAAGCCGCAGUGUCAAACUACCCAUCGUCGCUCUUACAUUCUCGAAUUUCAAGCUUUUCAGGCCUAUUUCUCUCAAACUUCUCUCAUAGAAUGUGUCGAGUUGAGAAACUUGAAGCGGAGGACUAUUUUUUCUCCACCUUCGCGCCCUGUUAACCCUCACAUUAUUACACAGUUUAUUUUUCAGACGUGGCUGACGCUCAUUUAAUUUUUCAGCUCCUCGAAUACACCGCCCCGUUUUAGCCUCCCACCACUGGUGAAAAUUUGUAUCAGCAUCCGCUGCACGACUCGUGUCUGCCUCAAGAGUAUGGAUCGGUCGACUAACCUCACUUGGAAUUUUCGAUAUCGAAAUUCUUCGAGACAGUUUGACCGAUUAAAAAAAAGCUCUGCCAGCCUACGCAGAACGAUGACAAAAAUCGACUGACAGAGCCUUUUUUUAAUCGGUCAAACUGUCUCGAAGAAUUUCGAUUUCAAAAUUUGCAGCUAUCUCUCUCUCGCACCGACUGAUCCAUCCUCUCAAGGAUGCUACUCGGUUAUCCGACUAGUCUGGUAACCUGGUGACUGGGGAAAAGUGUACAGCUACUCCGUGUGAUUUCUCAUAAGAGGCCAUGUUAACGUGACUUGUCGAGGCAGAAAAUAAAUUACAGAUAUUUCGCGUUACAA
Venturia canescens is the source of this 4056-nucleotide messenger RNA. RefSeq lists its product as uncharacterized. Lineage: Eukaryota; Metazoa; Arthropoda; Insecta; Hymenoptera; Ichneumonidae. Gene Ontology annotation, cellular component: cytoplasm. The coding region runs from base 529 to 2082 and encodes 517 amino acids. Gene Ontology annotation, molecular function: glycosyltransferase activity. The transcript is spliced from 5 exons. The record is from RefSeq and is a predicted model, not a curated record.